AUGUCAGCGGAUCUCUUUGCGGCGUUCGGACAGCCUGAUUCCGCAUCACAACCCACCACCGCCUCAAAUAAUGCCAACUUGUCGAGAACUGGACCGGUCAAGGGGAACAAGGGGAAGCCUGGUGCAUUGCUGGACACGGAUGUCGACUUGAGAGAUGCUACUGCGCCACAGGCCUCGAUAUUUGAAUCCUGGCAGCCACCUGCACUGGAGCGGGCAAGCAGUGACGCCGAAGUAUUAUUCGAUGCCACGACGGAGCCACCUCCAGAUAGUAACGGACAGGACGAUGAAGACGGAGACGAAGAUGAUGAAUGGGGGGAGUUUGAGAGUGCAGAGCAGCUACCAGUAGCUCAACAGGAAGGAGCCUCUCUUUGUCUACAACAUCAGGUCAUCGAUAUCGAUAACUCCUUCGAGAGCUCUGCCACACCUCAAAAACCAUCGUCCCAGCAGGCUGCUAAAUCUCAGCCUCAACCGCACAAUGUCAUCGAUCUGCUAUCUAUCGAUGAUGAUCUUGCAAAAACUACAACAAGUUGUUCUACGGGUGAUCGGCCGGUCCGACAUCAAACAGGUCAGAUCUCAGGCGAGGAGAGGCUAGUUGCUGCCCCUCCCAAGAACAGCAAAGGCAAAGGAAUUGAAGUUGAAGAAGCAGAAGAGGACGAUGAUUGGGGCGAAUUUAUCGAUGGAGCCGAAGAUGCUGCCACCAAGACUCAACAGCAACCAAUCCCUACCUCGUCGUCAGGGCGCUCCAAGGCAAAAGCAGUCUCUCCCGAGCCUGGCUUGAGCAUGGAGAAAACGAGGACUCGCAAGGCAGAGACCACCGCCUCGUCGGUCCGGCCUACAAACAUCCCACCGCCCUCGAUCCUCCUGCCGCUCUUCCCGCCUUUAUUGGAAGAGUCAAGACGAAAAGCGGCAGGUUAUGCAAGGCGGAAGGGAGACGGCAGCACCACCAGCAGCCUGCAGCCUGAUGAAGAGUUUGCCAACCAGUUGGUGUCUGAUAUCAGAACCAUGGCCCACGUCGUGUCCGGGCGUCAUCUACGGUGGAAACGAGACCAGAUACUCAGCCAAAGCACUAAAAUAGGGCCCGCCAGGUCCGGACGAUCCGGGGGCAUGAAAUUGAGCAGUGUCAACAAAUCAGAAAAUGUAAAAGAAGAGCAGGAAGUAAUGGAGGUGGUCGAGGCGUGGAAGAGGUGCGGUAGCCUGCUCAACUCGGUGGUUACAUCGAUCGGGAGGAACCCGAUGCCAGCCCUGUCACUAAGCAUGCAAGUACGGACUGCCGCUAUUGACGAGGGUGCGCUGAAAUCUGCUCACGCCUGCGCCCUCUGUGGGCUGAAGAGGGAAGAGAGAGUCCCCCGAGUUGACGACCAGGUGAGCGACAGCUUUGGAGAGUGGUGGCUAGACCACUGGGGACACGCGGACUGCGAGGCCUUCUGGAAAUCCAAUGCAGCCAAUCUCGAUCACCGAUGA
Nannizzia gypsea CBS 118893 is the source of this 1461-nucleotide messenger RNA. RefSeq lists its product as hypothetical. The record is from RefSeq and is a predicted model, not a curated record. The transcript has a single exon. NCBI's taxonomy places the organism in Eukaryota, Fungi, Ascomycota, Eurotiomycetes, Onygenales, Arthrodermataceae. Bases 1 to 1461 code for a protein of 486 amino acids.